Cololabis saira (Pacific saury) is the source of this 4209-nucleotide messenger RNA. RefSeq names its product TLC domain containing 2 (gene tlcd2). The transcript has 4 exons. The record is from RefSeq and is a predicted model, not a curated record. Gene Ontology annotation, cellular component: plasma membrane. Gene Ontology annotation, biological process: membrane assembly; regulation of membrane lipid distribution; plasma membrane organization. Bases 403 to 1128 code for a protein of 241 amino acids. Lineage: Eukaryota; Metazoa; Chordata; Actinopteri; Beloniformes; Belonidae.
UUUACAAAAGGGCGGUUUCACAACUGUCAACAAGACCUCACGCCUACACGCACCGUCCACUUAUACCGGUUUGACCUGUCAGUAAAAAAGGGGAUUGUGAAAGAAGAAAAAACAAAUCUGAAUCAGUUUAACAGUGUGUGUCAUUAGAAAAUUAUUUGGAGUAUCUCCCUUUUUGCUUUUCUAUUGAAGCCAACCGUGAACUGAGCGUUUUUUUUUUUUUCAAGCUUUACUGAGUUCGGGUCAUCGGAAAUAAUUGGGAAAACACCGGCAUGUUAACGUGAUUGCCACGGCUGUGACAAACAAGUAGAGGUGUGUGUGCGUGUCUGGUGCGCAUUGGGCUCCGCCGCUUUUACGCAUCGCGGACCGUCGUGCGUGGCUUCGCUCGGGACAAACAUUUCCAGCAUGGAGCUGAGCUCAGUGAUCAUCACCACCGGCAGCUCCAUCGGCUUUUUUCGGCUGGUGAACUCCGGGGUCGGUAACCUGCCCAUACCCGAAUCUGCGUGCAGGAACGCGUGGAAAUGGAGGAAUAUCUCCACAUCGUUCGUGCACAGUCUCAUCACGGCGGUAUGGGCAGUGCUUUGCUUUUUCCUUCAACCACAGAUGGCUGAGGAUCUGAUAGAGACUCACUCUGCCUUUUCUCAUGCAUUGGUGUCGUUUUCAAUUGGUUACUUUAUCUAUGACUUCUUCGACAUGCUCCGCAACCAGAAGCUGAGCCAGUCCUGGGAGCUCCUCUUCCAUCACAUUGUGGUGAUCACCUGUUUUGGCCUCUCUGUGAUGUCAUGCCGCUACGUUGGCUUUGCCGUCGUGGCCCUGUUGGUGGAGAUAAACUCUGUGUUCCUCCACCUCAGGCAGAACCUGCGCAUGGCCAACAUGGCGGCGAGCACACUUUACCGCGUAAACAGCAUGAUCAACCUGGGCACGUACGUGGUGUUCCGCAUCAACACGCUGGCCUGGAUGACCCGCUGGCUGGUGCUCAACAGGGACAAGGUGCCUCUCCUGGCCUACACCCUGGGCAGCGUGGGAAUGGCUAUCAUGACCGCCAUGAAUAUUGUUCUCUUUUGUCGGCUGCUCAGGAGCGACUUUUUAAAGAGCACCACCCGGGAGACCAAGAAGGAGAAGGAGAUGUAGAACUGUUCCUGCUCCAUAUUAACACCCUGUGGCUGAAAUUUGGUACCGUGUUGCCUGUUUGUAACGUACUCAUACCUGGAAGAUACGUCCAUCUCUCACUCUCUUCAGGUACAUGCACUGUGUAAGUGUAAUCUAAUGGCCUCACCUGUGAUCACACAUCCCUUAUGCUGUAGGAAACAUCCUCCCAACAUUUGCGGUUUUUGACCCUCUGCUGGUGUUCAUUUUCACCCCAUCACUAUGAGGCCUUGUAAACUGACACCUAAUGCCUUAUUGUCCCGCCGAAUGUUUCAGCUUAAUCUGCUCUAAAAUGUAGCUUGCGAUAAGUGAGGACACUGCUUAUAAAUCAAACCCUCCAACACAUGUAUAGCAUCAUUGGAAACAAUGAUACAGUAUCUGUUCAUUCGUAUACUGUACCAUUAUAUAAAUUAUGAACGCAGUAUGCUGUUUUCUCUGAAAUGCCACUGGAUAAGAUAAUCAGUGGGACCCAAACCUUGUUUUAACACUCCCACUGCAGAGGUGAAUGUUUUUCUACCAAAUCUCCUCAACUAAAAACCGCCUGCUACCUCAAAGAACUAGUAACAACACUCUGCUUCAUCCUAACACCUGCUUUGCUCUAUGUUGGGCAGUUUGUUAGAGCGACGCAAAGAACAUUAUGAAUGACAAAAGUAUGUAUAUAAAUGUAUUAUUUAGUAAAAUCUGUGGAUAUCCAAUAAAUCCUUGCUUUGCGUAUCACUAUAUAAAUGAAUAAUUAAUACUGAGAUUAAUAUUUUGAAGCAGCUUUUGAAUAAAAUAAAACUGAUUUUACUUUGAGGAAAAAGUGCAUAAGAGGAAAUGACUUAAAGUAAAAUGUUAUACUUUGUAUUAAUCAUUAAAGAAUUGAGAAAAAACAGGGAUCAGUCAUGGCAGGCUAUGUAGAAAGUAUAAAUCUGCAGUAAAACCCUAAUACUGAAAAUGGUCAAUGUGAUCUGGCAUCGAGGCUGAAGGUUAGUAAAACCCGGAGGAGUUAAAAGCAGAUUCUGCCUCAAAUGGUUCAACAGGUCGGUCGCAGUGGCAUUAGUUUGCUCCAAAAUCUCCAUUGAGCCAUAUAUUGCCUCCUUUUUUUUUUUUUUUUUUUUUUUUUUUUUAAACCAAGUUGGCACAAUUUCCCGUGGACUGACUGAAAUGUCUGUACAUCAUCUGGUCAAACUUCCUUAGAAACGGUAAAAAAAAGUUCACUUUUAAACCUUUUAAAGUCUUUACAGCGUUGUUCAAAGCAGUCAGAUUUAGGUGCUGGAAUCAGCUGCAAAACUCCAUCCUUUGUUUUCUGAGGAUCAUGCAACAUGAUGCAAAGAUGAACAGGGAUAAAGAUGUGGAGCUGGAUAGUUCUUCUCUGAUGUGAGUAUGUGUUGCCGCAGUACCUAUCAGAUCUUAUACAGUUCACCAAAUGACAUUUUCAAAACCAGGUAGCCCCCAAAGUGACACAUCUUAGAAGUGAAUUUUUGGUCGUCACUUCAGGCAUCCAAAUAUUUUACUAUUCCCAUAUGAAUGGAUUUGAACCGUUUUAAAUGACAGGAAAGCAAGACGGGCUCGAUGAUGUACAAAGUAGAGUAUUACAACCGACCUUUUAAUAUUUUCAUCAGCUCUCAGCGUUUCCAUGGUGCACCGCGUUGGCUUUCAGUCUGCGGUAGGAGCUUUCAGACAGGCCCGGACUGCCAUGCUUCCUUUAGCCAGUGGAGGACAGCACAUUCCUUGACAUCGCCUCAGUGACCUCAGUGCAGCCAAGACCACACAAGACAUUUGUAUUUUGCAACCUUAUUUUUGUAGAUCCGUGCCAUCUGAUCUUUAGUUUGAAAUAUGCCAAUAAAUGCAGCAAUUAUUCCUGGGGUGGCUGGAACAAACGGCUCUGAAAUCUGUGAAUACGGCAAACUGUUGAAGACAAGACUCCUGCAAGGUUACUGUCUCUUUUUUAACUUGAACCAUUGCAUUACUGCCCGCCCAUGACACGGAAACCUUUUGAUGCCGUUUCAUUUUUAAUUGUUGCUUUUGUAUGUAUGUUUGUGUGUAAUAAGUGUUUGGCUAAUUGUGUAUUUUUGUAAUUUAUUUGUACUAUCAAGUGGUGGAUUAAAGAUCAAAUGAACACAAUAUUCAAUAAGUUUUCCUGUGGUAAAGAAUAGCUGAUUCUUUGCUGGUAUAGUUGUUGAAGUCGUGUUGUCGGAGGGUGUUUUGCCACUUUUCCCCCUUUGUUGCUUUCCCUCACUGUCUUUCACAAUGAGCUGUUGUUCUCAUCAGUUUUCAUCAGUUUAAAUCUGUAGACGUUGGAAUCCUAAUACCAGGCUGUCCCACAUUGGAAACAGUGUGUGAACUGAUUAUCUGUACUUGCUGAUUAAAUGAAGCCUUGUGCUUGUACAUUUACAUUCUGGUGUACGCGUUUAAAGCUGUGUGGAGCUGAUGCAGAGGCAUGAAACUGGUCCACAACUUGAUCCUUCCCCUGAUUGUGUGUGCAGUAAACUUUGAACAUUACUGCACUAACAUUAAGGCACUGUUUUUUGGGGUUAUUAUUGUAAAGCUAAGUACAAGCCUCUUAUAGAGCUUGAAGUAUCUCCUUAAUUUCUUUUCUAUCAUUCACGUUUGUUUUGUUUGUCGGUUUUUGUUUAGUUUUUUUGUUCGUCUUGUUUUUAGGGCAGCUUUGUGGGUGUAGUGAAGACAAGCGGUGACAUUUGAAGUUUAUUUCUAACAAGCAAGUUUAUUACUAUGACUUUGUAACACUGCAAUGCUAACACCCUGUUGCGUGUAUGCUGCCAUUUAUUCCUUAUUUUGUCUGGGUGCUUGAAAGGGUUGGGUUUUUUUUUAUUAUUUGGAAUUGCGUGAAAUAUUAGUAACAGUCUUACCUGCAGUAGAAGGUGGUUGCAUCUGACUUGUAGAAUCAGUAUAUCUAAAUCAAUACAAACCUCAUCGAUACUACUUUGGUGCCAGUCAAUGCUGUAUUGGGUUUUUAGAGAGCUUCACUUUCAACUAGGGAGAUAUCAACUCAUUUGCUGUUUAUUCUACUGCAGAGCGUUGGUGUAUAACAUCGACAGUGUUACAUUGACUGAUUGAGUGUAA